Molecule: messenger RNA, 1991 nt
Organism: Lolium rigidum
Lineage: Eukaryota; Viridiplantae; Streptophyta; Magnoliopsida; Poales; Poaceae
Exons: 3
Coding region: 58-1254 (398 amino acids)
Biological process (GO): regulation of gene expression
Cellular component (GO): peroxisome
Molecular function (GO): nucleic acid binding; zinc ion binding; RNA nuclease activity
Source: RefSeq, a predicted model, not a curated record
AAGGCUCACGCACCUCUCCGCCGGCGAAAUCCUUCGGGGGCGCAGCGGCGGCCGGCGAUGGGGGAGUUCGCGGCGGCCAAGACGUCGGUGUGGUGGGACAUCGAGAAUUGCUGCGUCCCACGCAGCUGCGACCCGCAGCUCAUCGUCCAGAACAUGAGCUCCGCCCUCGCCGCCGCCGGCUACAGAGGCCCCAUCUCCGUCUCCGCCUACGGGGACACCAACGGCAUCUCCCAGCCCGUCCUGCACGCCCUCUCCAGCACCGGCGUCUCGCUCAACCACGUCCCCGCCGAGAAUGCAGGCGUUAAAGAUGCAAGUGAUAAGAAAAUCUUGGUUGACAUGCUGUUCUGGGCUCUUGACAAUCCUCCACCAGCAAAUUAUCUGCUCAUCUCCGGUGACCGGGACUUCUCUAAUGCCAUUCAUAAGCUUAAAAUGAGGCGAUACAAUAUUUUAUUGGCAAAUCCUCCAAAUGUGUCUCAAACCCUUAUUGCUGCAGCAAAGAGUGUUUGGCUCUGGAAAAGCCUUGUCGCUGGAGAACCACCAUUAGCACAGUCACCAUACAUAAGCAGCACAUCAAGUGGCAAUAAGGUUGAUUUGGAUAAGUCAAAGAACAUAGUUUUAAGUUCAUCAGACGCGACUCAAGUUACCAACCAUGAGGUGCCGAAUAUUUUGUGCGAUCCUCAAAGCGAUGCCAAUGGCAAGGCAGAUAAGAAAUCUGAAGUUGAGCAACCUCGAGAAAUGAAGACAGACAAACUGUCCAAAGCAGCAAGGAGAAAGCAGCUGAAGAGGAGUAACCCUGGGGGAAGCGAGCUUACUAAGCAAACUGUUUUCAAGAAGUCCAAGAAGUCCAAGAAGGCCAAGAGAGCUAAAAGGAAGCGCUUGAUCUGCUUUAGGUGUGGUGAUAGACACUGCGCUGUAGAGUGCACCUUUAGCGGUGACUGUCAGUGGUGUGGAAAACCUGGCCACAAGGACCUAUUGUGCAGAGAGAACCCGCACAGAAUUGUGAGGCGGAUUCCACAUUACCGACCAAGCCAAGGGCAGGGGAUGAUCUGCUUCAAGUGCGGUGUUGUUGGACACUGUGGUGCCAAAUGCACCUAUAUCGGUUCCUGCGACCAUUGUGGCCAUUUAGGCCACAUGGAGAGUGUGUGUAGACAGAACCCUGAUAGCAUCAUUAAGUGGGAGCAAGUACAAGUACAUGCAGACGGCAAUGCUAAGUCCUUUCAGGGGUCGGUCCACAUGACUGUUCAUGCUUCUUAGCUGCACCAAACUUGGGCACCGUCCCUGGGGUGCUUCUUGCAUGUGACUCCUGCUGUACCAACUCCAUCCCUGACUUCUGCGGCUCCUGCACUGCCACAUACAGCCACAUACAGGUGUUGCAGCUUCUUCUUCCCCAACUCAAUCUGGAGUCUGUGCCAUGCUGACUUCUGUGUGGUUGGGUAAACCAGACGUGGUGCCAUGAUCGACAUCUUCAGCCCUUUGUAUUGCUACGUCUCUUCUAGCUUACCGACCAAUCCUGGUAAGUAUCAUCAAGUGGGUACUUCUCAGCUGCUUCCUGAUUGGACACAGCCCCCACAUAUCGGCGUUGCUGUUUCUUCUACACCAGCUCAGUAUUGAGUCUGUGCCACCCAACUGAUGUGUCAUGUGGUAAACCAGACGCCGUGCAUUAACUGACAUCUUCAUCUCUUCAUCCUCCUGCGGCUGUUCUAGCUUACAGACCAGUCCUGGGUGGUCAGUAUCAUCAAGUGGGUACUACACCGCGUGGGAGCCGCACACCCUGUAAUGCCGAUGUUCCCUGUUCGCCGCGGGGAUGCCGCAGCACCUCGCCGCCACAUGAGGGAAGGACCUCGCCGCCGCCGUCACCCUCUGGGCUUUGCCCAGCGGUGAGCUCCGGCGGCGGUGAGGGGAUGGAGAGGACAGGCGAGCGCCGCCGGAAUUUACGUGGGACAGUUUCGUGUGGCUCGCCCUCUUUUCCGUGGGGUAGUAGUGAUCACAGG